This is a messenger RNA of Polychytrium aggregatum, 1486 nucleotides long. RefSeq names its product concanavalin A-like lectin/glucanase domain-containing protein. Gene Ontology annotation, molecular function: hydrolase activity, hydrolyzing O-glycosyl compounds. Bases 100 to 1287 code for a protein of 395 amino acids. Lineage: Eukaryota; Fungi; Chytridiomycota; Chytridiomycetes; Polychytriales. The transcript has a single exon. Gene Ontology annotation, biological process: glucan catabolic process. The record is from RefSeq and is a predicted model, not a curated record.
CUCGCCUUAAAAACCCCAUCCUUCUGCUUCUGGACUUGCUUCUGGACUUGCUUCCAAACCGCUGCCCCUUUCUGCCCCGAAGGUUCCUCGCCGUCAGCCAUGCCUGCCUACACCCUGACCGACCCCUUCCCCAAGGGCCUCUCCUUCUUUGACCACUUCACCUUUUACCAGAAAAAGUCCACCGCCGAUGGCGGCUUCGCUGCCUACGAGAACCGCACCACGGCCACCAGCCUCGGCCUGAUCUCGGCCGACCCGGCCACCAACGCCGCCAUCUUCAGGGCCGACAGCACCUCCGUCUUCCAGGCCCAGAGCAACCCCCUCGGCCGCCCCUCCAUCCGUCUGCACUCCAUCGACGUCAUUAGUUACGCCCUCUACAUCUUCGAUGUUGCCCAUGCCCCCUCCGGCUGCGGCACCUGGCCCGCCAUCUGGUUCAAGAAGACCACCGCCCAGGACCCCAAUGCCUCCGAGAUUGACAUCUUCGAGACCAUCAACGAGCGCCCCAGCUUUGCCGUCGGCCUCUACGACAACGGCAACUGCUACAGCUCCACCUCGUCCUUUGCCCAGUUCCACUCUGGACCCUCGAUCAACUGCGCCGUCAAUAUCCAGAACGGCUCCCAGGGCGGAUGCACCGCUUACAACCAAUUCCCUGCCCCUGCUUCGGGUCCUGCGUUCAACCAGCAGGGCGGUGGUGUCUACGCCAUGGAGUUCACCCCCAAUACCCUGAACUUCUGGUACUUCCCUCGCCCCAGCGUCCCGGCCGAUGUCGCCAGUGGCGCCUCCUCCAUUGAUACCACCACCUGGGGCGCUCCCUACGUCGAUUUCCGCUUCGACUGCUGCUCGCCCGACACCUUCCUCAACCUCAACAUUGUCUUCAACAUCAACCUUUGCGGCAGCUGGGUCGGCGGCGACUCUAACGCUGGCCAGGAUGGCACCUGCGCCGGCCUCUGGACUGAUGAGGCCUCCUGCAACAACUACGUUGCCGCCAACCCGUCUGCCCUGACCGAGGCCUACUGGUCCAUCAAUGCCCUCAACGUCUACCAGAAGGCUCCCGAGGCCUUUUCUCCAAACACCUCCGUGGUUUGCCCUGCCGGUGCCGUCGCCACAGCGACCAUCUCCCAGGCCUCCCUUACCGUCGGUGCCACUGUGGCUCCCACCACCACCACCACCAAGAAGUCCUCGGCCACUACCACCGGCUCUAGCAAGCCCACCAGUGCUGGCUUCUCGGCCACGCCCCAGCUCCUUCCCCUGUUCGUCCUGCUCAUCCUGCUCUUCAAGAAGCUUUUCUAAGCACUUUGCCUAUUCUCUGAACCCGCCUCCAGUCCGCCAUACAGCGUCAACACACCCCAAUACACUUGACCUGGCUUGAAUGUCGACCGAUGGACGUCUCACUCACUUUUUAACUCACUCUCGUAGAUGAACAGCGACUGCUGGUCCAUCGCAAAUGUCAGAUGGACUCGGUCUGCAUCAAUAAACUUGACUGCCAUUC